GGCCUGCUCCCUCCACGCCUGCCAGAGCUCAGAAUAACCAGAGAGCCAGACGGCGGGAUGGCAGGCGCUCUGCUCGGCACCUUGCUCCUCCUGGGGCUCCUUGGCAGCGGCCUGGGCAGGAAUGAGGAGCUGAGUCUGUACCACCAUCUGCUGGACAACUAUGACCGACAGAGCCGGCCGGUGAGGGGCCCCGAGGACACCGUCACCAUCACCCUCAAGGUCACCCUGACCAACCUCAUCUCCCUGAACGAGAAGGAGGAGACCCUCACGACCAGCGUGUGGAUUGGAAUCGACUGGCAGGAUUACCGACUGAACUUCAGCAAGGACAGCUUUGGGGGCGUAGAGACCCUGCGGGUCCCUUCUGAGCUCGUAUGGCUACCGGAGAUCGUGCUGGAAAACAACAUUGACGGCCAGUUCGGCGUGGCCUAUGAGGCCAAUGUGCUGAUCUACGAGGGUGGCUUCGUGAGCUGGCUGCCGCCGGCCAUCUACCGCAGCACCUGCGCCGUGGAGGUCACCUACUUCCCCUUCGACUGGCAGAACUGCUCGCUCAUCUUCCGCUCUCAGACAUACAACGCCGAAGAGGUGGAGUUCGUCUUUGCCGUGGACGACAACGGCGAGACCAUCGACAAGAUCGACAUCGACACGGAGGCCUACACCGAGAACGGCGAGUGGGCCAUCGACUUCUGCCCGGGCGUGAUCCGCCGCCAGGAGCACAGUGACGUCAUCUACUCGCUCAUCAUCCGCCGGAAGCCGCUCUUCUACGUCAUCAACAUCAUCGUGCCCUGUGUGCUCAUCUCGGGCCUCGUGCUGCUCGCCUACUUUCUUCCGGCGCAGGCUGGCGGCCAGAAGUGCACGGUCUCCAUCAAUGUCCUGCUCGCCCAGACCGUCUUCCUGUUCCUGAUCGCUCAGAAAAUCCCAGAGACGUCUCUGAGUGUGCCACUGUUGGGCAGGUACCUUAUUUUCGUCAUGGUGGUUGCCACGCUCAUUGUCAUGAACUGCGUCAUCGUGCUCAACGUGUCCCUGCGGACGCCCACCACUCACACCACCUCCCCGCGGCUGCGCCACGCCCUGCUGGAGCUGCUGCCCCGCCUCCUGGGCUCCAGCCCGCCCCCCGAAGCCCCUCGCUCCGCGUCGCCGCCAAGGCGGGCGUCGUCCGUGGGUCUUCUGCUCCGCGCCGAGGAGCUGAUCUUGAAAAAGCCCCGGAGCGAACUCGUGUUCGAGGGGCAGAGGCACCGGCACGGGGCCUGGACCGCUGCCCUCUGCCAGAGCCUGGGCGCCGCCGCCCCCGAGAUCCGCUGCUGUGUGGAUGCCGUGAACUUCGUGGCUGAGAGCACUCGAGACCAGGAGGCCGCUGCGGAGGAGGUGUCUGACUGGGUGCGCAUGGGGAAGGCCCUGGACAACAUCUGCUUCUGGGUGGCUCUGGUGCUGUUCAGCGUGGGCUCCACCUUCAUCUUCCUCGGGGGCUACUUCAACCAAGUGCCGGACCUCCCCUACCCGCCAUGCAUCCAGCCCUGAGCCCAGCUCGUGCCGGCGUCCGCAUUGCCACCCUCUAGCAGGUCAUCGUCAGGCUGCUGCCACCACCCCCGCCUUGCCAAGCGGAAGCGGGGUGCCAAGGCGUGGCUGGGGUUUGGGCAGACUCAGAAAGCAAGGUCAGCCCCCAGGUCAGCCACACUGACCCCUGGCUGUUCGCAGGCCCAGCCCCGGGGAACAGCUCAGCCUGAGCUUCUAAGCAACCUUUAUCCAUCUGCUAACCACUUCGCAGGAUCGGCAGAGGCUGGGGUGGGUGGCCCCCCAGGCCCUGCCAGCGCCUCCCACCCUGCCCCCUUCCCGUCAGCCCUGACUAGCUUGUGAGAGAAC
Lepus europaeus (European hare) is the source of this 1857-nucleotide messenger RNA. RefSeq names its product cholinergic receptor nicotinic epsilon subunit (gene CHRNE). The coding region runs from base 58 to 1515 and encodes 485 amino acids. NCBI's taxonomy places the organism in Eukaryota, Metazoa, Chordata, Mammalia, Lagomorpha, Leporidae. The transcript has 12 exons. Gene Ontology annotation, biological process: chemical synaptic transmission; signal transduction; nervous system process. Gene Ontology annotation, cellular component: neuron projection; synapse; postsynaptic membrane. The record is from RefSeq and is a predicted model, not a curated record. Gene Ontology annotation, molecular function: acetylcholine-gated monoatomic cation-selective channel activity; transmembrane signaling receptor activity.